GCCACCAUUGAUUGUAUAUCUGUCCCUCGUUGCGCUGGAAACCUAUUGCAAGGAUUUCGUUACUUGGUUUUAAUGACAGCAACCACCCUUAAGAAAAGUUCACAUUCCUGUCACAAACUUGACGUCAAAAUGUUAGAGCGUUAUGUGAAAGGUAUGUUGUUGAAAGCCUGGGAACGAGGUUGGUUGUUGACUUCUUUUGUGAGUGAGAUAAAUCAAAAGAAUAUUAGAUCGUGGGGCGUGGUGUCAGGGCGUGGUGUUUAGCAGUGUAGGGUAAUUAAUCUGACAGAGGCAGGACUAGCUCAGUAGCUACUGCACGUGUAGCAUUAACCACAUUGUAUAAACUCUGAUCAAGACGACCAAUCACAGCGCUCGUAGGAUUAACUAAAUUGUAUAACCUCUAAUAGAUCACGGGCAACGACCAAUCACAGCGCUUGUAGCAUUUACUACAUUGUAUACACUCUUAUCCUCCAUAGCUCUCCACCAAUCAGCACGCAAAAAAUCACUCAGUUACUGUUAAAAGUAAGUUCGAAUAUUAAUUGACCCAUCAAAUUCCUAAUUUUCCUGCGGAACUUGCCCACCUGGAGCCCAUUUUUGUAGAGUAUGAAGUGGCAUCUUUUGCGCUGUUCAUACAUCGUCUUUUUAUGUCCGUAGAAACUCUAGGCGAGGGGAAGGAGAGCUCUCUUGGUAUUAAGAGUAUUUUCGACGAAAACGUCACUUAAAAAGUGAAGUCGGUUGCUUCAAUCGUCUUUAUCGCCCUUAUUCCAUCUCGUCCAUUUCGUCAAAUGUUGGCAAUUUUUUCUGGAGUUGAAUUCUAAAAGACUGCAUUAAAGUUAAGUAAAAGCAAGAGGAAGUCGUUGUCAUGUGUUCACGUCCUCCGGAAAACGUGAAAUUAGGCAGUUUCACAUCGCAGUCGUGCACUGACUCGAACUGACGGUAAAGAAAUGUACAAAAAAGCGUGAUUCACGUGCGAAAAGUUGUUGUUUUGCCAAUCUAAACCAAUUGCUUUUUUGCCGUUCUCGUUGACGCCGACGUAGUCGUUGCUUAAGCUCCCUAUUAAAGGAACUGUGUCAUGGUUGUCUAGUUUCUUUUUGUUCUAUUUUCAGCUUUUCGUUAUGCGCCAUGGAACUUAAUAUAAGAGAAGAAAUUACUUUUAAAUGACAAAAUCACAACUUCUAGUCCUAGCAAAUAUACCUCCUAAGCAAUAUAUUAAACGUUACAAUGGAAAAAAAAAUGAACAGAAACUGAACUUUGAAUAACUAUUAGGCUAACACGUAUUCAGAAACCCACAAUUGCAAUCCGUGUUAGUCUUGUUCAAGUUUGUCCAUCCAUGCCUUUUUUAGAUUUGCUCUGUUAUUUAUUCCUUCUUUUAAUGUUUUGAGUUUUUUUAUGUUUUAAUCAAUGUGGUGGCAGUUCCAGCGGUUAAAAUGUUGAAAAAUUUUGUGACUUACAGACAGCGGUCAGCAUAGGGUAUCUGUUAACCAGUGUCAUGUCAUGUCUACAUUGCAGGUUACAUUGUAAUAGACAGUGGGAGAGAAGGAGGAAGUCAUGAGCUAACUUAGUAUGGGACAUCCAUUUUAACUAAACUAACUAGUUCUCGGUUGACCAGUCGUAUUCUUUUCCACUGGAUCCCGGGCCCCCGUCUCCUUCAAAACCGCGUCCUCACGGAGGGAAUUUGAAACACGGAUAUUGAGAAUAACGUGCCUGUGUAUUUUUUCUCCUAGGUUUGAGUACCGCAUGCGACGAAAACAAAAUUAUAAAAGACACAUGUGAUAGAAAAUGUAAAUGUGUAAAUGGCGACCUACAGAGCUGCUCCAGAGUACGAAAAGAGUUUACUAAAAUGAGUCUCGAAGAACGAACACGCUUCAUAAAUGCUUUCAAGCUGGUUUCGACUGAUCCACGCUACAAAGACGACUAUCGGAAACUAACAAUAAUGUAUUCACAAAUACCAAGCAAUAUACUCACUCAAACGCCUCACAUAUUCUUACCAUGGUACAGAGGGUACCUGUUAGAGCUUGAGAACAUUCUUCGCCAGAUCGAUUGCCGGAUAACAAUGCCUUACUGGGAUUGGAGUAUAGACGCCGCGCAUUGGACCCGAGAUUCUGAGAUCGAAGAUGUGUGGAAUUCAGGCCCCCACGGUCUGGGAGGCAAUGGCGUCUUCCCCGACAUGUGCGUAAUGGAUGGUCCGUUUAAAAAGGGUGAAUUCUUCCUACCCUGGUAUGCCAGUGGAGGUUGCUUGAAAAGAAACUUUAAUCAAUCUUGCAACUUACCAAACGCAGAAGAUGUCCAAACUCUCCAAGAAAAAGAAAACUUUACUGUCUUUGUGGAAGUAAUUCGUGAAGUUUUCCUUUGGAAAAUUCGGGACUGUGUUGGUGAGAGUAUGCAAAAUAUUUUGACGGCCACUUUCACUCCAGAGUUCUGGCUUCAUCAUACUUUUAUCGACAAACUUUGGGCAAAGUGGGAGCGUCAUAUAAUUGAAAGGCAGCUAGUGCAUUACCGAAAUACAACCUUUAAAAUGCCGGGGUUAGAAAGGUUUGCGUGGGAAUAUAUGUCACUCAACACGUUGCCGGGUGGUGUAAUCGUGGUGUAUGAAGAAUAG
Molecule: messenger RNA, 2596 nt
Organism: Porites lobata
Lineage: Eukaryota; Metazoa; Cnidaria; Anthozoa; Scleractinia; Poritidae
Source: the annotation of a GenBank genome assembly